GGGAGGAGAAGCUGGCGCAUGCGCCGGGCGGACGGGCGGACAAGCCGCUGCUGGAGGUAAGAGAGCGGGAGGACGGUGGCGAAGUGUGACCGUGACGGAGACGGACUGAGGGCCUGGCAAAGUUCUCUGGGGAAUCUGUGCCAUUGUCGCAUCAACCAACUAUUAGACGAAGUUAGAUAGUGAAAGAACUUUCUGCAGAGCCAGCAAAGGCUAUCUACUAACCAAAGAAGAAUUAUUUUAUGGUGCUCUUGCCAGUUUUGAAUUAGACUCUCUUGUGCCAGAAUGUCAUUGGAUGGAGCCCAACAGGAUCAUGGCCGUGGCAUGAAGAAAGACACUCAUAAUAUUGGAUUCUUUGCUGCAGACCAGUCUGCAAAUCCCCAUGCACAUCUUGGGAGAAUGAGCCAGGGUGCACGAAUGGGUGGCUAUAUGAAUUUUGGACGGGGCCAGGCAGUGGGCCUACAAGGCAUGGGACAAGGACAACAAAAUAUAAUGUUUUCAGGUGGUGGGCCUUCUCGAUCCAGCGGCAGUUUGCCUUCUUUGUUUGACGUAGGCAGUCGUAAUCAAACCUCACUUGCUGCUCAGAAACGGAUUGAUGCAGACAGGGCCAGUAAUAUUUUAGCUACCUUUGGCCUUUCAUCCAGGGAUUUGGAUGAACUGAGCCGCUAUCCUGAGGAAAAACUUACUCCUGAUUCCUUGCCGGACAUUCUUAUGCAGCUCAAAAGAAAAAGAAAUGACGAUGGAGCAUCUUUGAAUUACGGCAGAGGUGACAGUUCUCCUCGGGAAGAUCGUUCCUUCAGAGCCUCCCGCAGUGACUGGGAGGAAGAAAGGUGUUUUCGGAAUACUUUUGAAGGUCGUGAACCUGAUGCUGAUUCAGUGGUCAAUUAUGACCAUGGUUCUUCUCGAGAGUCGAGUUUUAGAUAUUAUGACAGGAAGGACUAUGAGCCUGAACGAUUAAGAGGUGAUGACUUUCGCAGGGAUGAUAUGCGCUUGUCUGACCCAAUGUAUAAAUAUGAUUCUGAUUAUGGAAAAAUGGGGCCUUCUCCUUCCCGUGGCCAAGAAAGAUCCCUUUUUGAAAGAAAACGAGGAUCUCCUUCACUGAGCAACAUAAACGAUUACCAUGGUUUCUUGCCAGCAAUGUUCCCUCACUUGUGUUCGCUGUGUGAUGUAACUGUUCAUUCUGUGAAGGAAUGGAACCAGCAUAAGCACGAGCCAGCACACAAAAGGCGGUGCCUACUGCUCUUGGAAAUUUAUCCGCAAUGGGUUCCAGACAAUGUACCACCCUCAAGAACCAAUCCCGCUGUUCGGCAGUCCACUCUUGCUCCAGAUGCUGCAUCUGCAAUCCUUGCAGCCAUCAGACAACUGGAUGCACUGGACCCUCAUGGAGGCAUCAGAAAAGGCCAAAUGCAGAACAAACGAAUCGUGGCAAUGGAUGAUUCUGGCCGAGUGGUUCAUAUGACAGAAUUACCUAAAGGAAAAUGCAAAGUGAAAGACAUCCUCAAAUUAGCUCAACCUUUUGGAAUCAUUACAAAAUACUUGUUUUUAAAUACAAAGCAUGAGGGGUUUGUGGAAAUGGCCACAAGUGGACAAGCACAAACGGCAGUUGCCUUUUACAGCACGAGGCCAGCAAUUCUUUAUGGCAAGAAGAUCCGAGUGGAUAUGUCUCACAAAUACAAAGAAAUAGAUUUGAAGAAGCAAAAACAAGACCACCGGAGUGGUGGAAGGGUUGCACUUCUGCAGAAUCUCCCUCCCUCUGGAUACUCAGAUGCUGAUGUUGUGAAAGUUGGUGCCAACUUUGGGAAAGUGCUCAAUUAUAUUGUGAUGAGACUCCGGAACCAGGCAUUUCUGGAGAUGGAGUCAAAGAAAUGCAUGAUAGACAUGGUUAAACACUACAAGAAAACACCUUUAAUAUUUCGAGGUAGAAAGGUAACCGUGGAUCCAUCUCAGAAAUAUAAAACUCUUGUACUGAAGAAACCGAGCAUUAAGGUUCUGGAAGUAUUGAGAGAACAGGAUGACGCAGAUAGAAGACGACGACGUUCCCGGAGUCCUCUUAAGAAAAAACAACCUAGCAAAUCAAGGACCCAUCCAAAAGAUGAUGGUGAUAAAGGAGAGCAGGAAACCUCUGAAAGUUUGCCUUCAAGUGAAAUUAAGAAGAACAUUGCAGGAGAUACCAAACAAGAAAUUAAAUCUGAAGGAAAGGAAGUUUCAGACGAAGAAGCAAUUGCAGUUGUUGAGAGUGAUGUGGAGCUUGAAGAAAAUAUUGGUGAGGAGCUCUGCACUAGUGAAUCUGGCAGUGAAACUGACCAAGAAGGUUUGCCGAAGGAACCAGGGGAUGAGAUGGAAGCAUCUGACUUGGUGGAAGCAAAUUCCAAAAUGGAUAUGGAAAUGAACAUGCAAGACACAUCAGAAACAACUGAGCCGGCAUCAGUUAUUGAAAAGAGCGAAAUAAAUCAACAGAUAUCAUCCCAGGAGUUGAAGGAAGCGUGCUUUCCUGAAAACAUAGAUGAAUUUGUAACUGUGGAUGAGGUUGGUGAUGUAGAUGCUGGGAAUUUGGAUCUGGAAGAUCUGACAUCUUGUGCAAAUGACAUUAGUAAAGUGGAGAAUGAAGCCGAUGCAAGUAUUGUAACAGAGAAAUCAGAGGACACCAACGAGCAAAAAGAGGAGGAAGUAGACAAACCUAAACGAAAACGUGGUCGAAAGAGGGGAAAGAUCGUCAAGACAAAAAGAGCAGAACAUAGUGACAAAAAAGAUAGUGGUGAAAAAACUGAACUGAAACAAGAUGAAAAUAUGACUGAAAAUAAGAUGGAUACUGAUGAAAUGCAAGGGGAGACUUGUGUAGAACCAGAAAACAAGCGUGCUCGAUCACGAUCUCCUACUCCAGAUGAGUACCGACUUGGACCAUAUCAACCCAACAAUCCUGUAGGACUAGACUACGUGGUUCCAAAGACUGGAUAUUAUUGUACACUCUGUUGUCUCUUUUAUACAAAAGAGGACGUGGCAAAGAAAACCCAUUGUAGCAGUCUGCCUCAUUAUCAGAAACUGAAGAUAAUUUUGGACAAGGAAGCUGAGGAUUAUCGGAAAACUAAAACGGAACAAAAUCCUGAAGUUCAAAUUGAAGAGCAAACUGACCAAUGAUUCAGUGAUGACAUCAAAACAUCUAAUCAGUUCGCUGGCUAUUCUCAUCACUUCCUGAUCUUUUUGUUAUUUGUGCCCUUUUAACAAUGUUUAGAUGUCUUAAUAUAGCAAUUCACAGACAUGCAUGAAUGGACUGGCAACAGUGAUCACAUUUUUGUUUGCAGUAUUGUAUUUGUUAAAUAGAAAAAAAAUCUUUCAACUUAGUUAAAUUUCAAAGAGCAUUGAAGCAGUGGGAAUUGGUAAAUUUCUGCUAUUAACGAAAUUUCAGUGAUUGCGUUGUUCAAGUAUUGGGUCAAGUAUUGUGUUAACAAAAGUUGGUUAUUUUUGGAAAGUAAUAAAUUGAAAACAUUUGACAACUUAAUUGUUCAAUUGCAGAUAACAGGAAAGGUCUUGCCAAGAAUUAAUUGUAUGAUUACUGAAAUUUGUAGGAGGGAAUGACUAUAAUGUUCACAUAGUGGCCUGCACAACACUGGUAGAGGGAAAAGAAAGGAUGGUGUCACACAGUGGGAUGUUUGAGCAGCAAAAAAUGAUA
Leucoraja erinaceus (little skate) is the source of this 3664-nucleotide messenger RNA. Its product is annotated as matrin-3-like. The transcript has 16 exons. The record is from RefSeq and is a predicted model, not a curated record. NCBI's taxonomy places the organism in Eukaryota, Metazoa, Chordata, Chondrichthyes, Rajiformes, Rajidae. Gene Ontology annotation, molecular function: zinc ion binding; RNA binding. The coding region runs from base 283 to 3132 and encodes 949 amino acids. Gene Ontology annotation, cellular component: nucleus.